Aspergillus oryzae RIB40 is the source of this 345-nucleotide messenger RNA. RefSeq lists its product as uncharacterized. Lineage: Eukaryota; Fungi; Ascomycota; Eurotiomycetes; Eurotiales; Aspergillaceae. Gene Ontology annotation, molecular function: phosphomethylpyrimidine kinase activity; hydroxymethylpyrimidine kinase activity. Gene Ontology annotation, cellular component: cytosol. Bases 1 to 345 code for a protein of 114 amino acids. The transcript has 2 exons. Gene Ontology annotation, biological process: thiamine biosynthetic process. The record is from RefSeq and is a predicted model, not a curated record.
AUGACAGCUUGUACUGCAUACAGUAGAUACAUCCUCGAUGUUGGUCAAUCUGAGGAUUGGCUCGCAUUGCAAAUGGCUCUUGCGCCUUGUUUAAUUGGUUACGGAGCCAUUGCCCAGAGACUGUACACGGACAAGGACACUCUUCGGCAGGGCAACCGUUACUGGAAGUGGAUAGAAAACUACGUUGCGGAAGACUACUCGGAGGCAGUUCGACUGGGAUCUGAACUUCUUGAGAGACACAUGCGCGAGGUUUCUCCGAGCCGAAUGGAAGAGCUGAUUCAGAUCUUUAUUCGGGCAACGGAGUUAGAGAUCAGAUUCUGGGACAUGGGGUUGGGAGCUCGAUAG